UCCAGCUAUCGCUAUACAUCAGUUGUCGUCAUCGACCUCCGUCGAUCUGCUUGCAAGAAGAGGAGCCAGAGGAGCACCAGCAAACUCUUCCGGAGAGAAAAAGAGAGAUCGUCGGGCCGGAGAUGGCGGCGGGGAACGUCGUGGCCACGUACUACUACCCGACGGCGGCGCCGGGGGGCAUGGAGGUGUGCGGCGCGGAGCUCGGCCGCGGCGCGGGCGACAAGUGUUUCGACGACGACGGCCGCCCCAAGCGCUCCGGGACGAUGUGGACGGCGAGCGCGCACAUCAUCACGGCGGUGAUCGGCUCCGGGGUGCUGUCGCUGGGGUGGGCCAUCGCGCAGCUCGGCUGGGUGGCCGGCCCCGCCGUCAUGCUGCUCUUCUCGCUCGUCACCUACUACACCUCCGCGCUGCUCGCCGACUGCUACCGCUCCGGCGACCCCACCACCGGCAAGCGCAACUACACCUACAUGGACGCCGUCAACGCCAACCUCAGUGGCGUCAAGGUCAAGAUCUGCGGGUUCCUGCAGUACGCCAAUAUCGUCGGAGUGGCCAUAGGCUACACCAUCGCCGCCUCCAUCAGCAUGCUCGCCAUCAGGAGGGCCAACUGCUUCCACCAGAAGGGGCACGGCAACCCCUGCGCCAUCUCCAGCAUGCCCUACAUGAUCAUCUUCGGCGUGGCCGAGAUCUUCUUCUCGCAGAUACCGGACUUCGACCAGAUCUCCUGGCUCUCCAUCCUCGCCGCCGUCAUGUCCUUCACCUACUCCACCAUCGGGCUCGGGCUCGGCAUCGUCCAAGUCAUCGCGAACAAAGGUGUGCAGGGCAGCCUGACGGGCAUCAGCAUCGGCGUGGUGACCCCGAUGGACAAGGUGUGGCGCAGCCUGCAGGCGUUCGGUGACAUCGCCUUCGCCUACUCCUACUCGCUCAUCCUCAUCGAGAUCCAGGACACCAUCCGGGCGCCUCCGCCGUCGGAGUCCACGGUGAUGAAGCGCGCCACGGUGGUCAGCGUCGCGGUGACCACGCUCUUCUACAUACUCUGCGGCUGCAUGGGGUACGCGGCCUUCGGCGACGGCGCGCCGGGGAACCUCCUCACGGGCUUCGGCUUCUACGAGCCCUUCUGGCUCCUCGACGUCGCCAACGCCGCCAUCGUCGUCCACCUCGUCGGCGCCUACCAGGUCUACUGCCAGCCGCUGUUCGCCUUCGUCGAGAAGUGGGCCGCGCGGCGGUGGCCCGGCUCGGCGUUCGUCACCGGGGAGGUCGAGGUCCCGCUCCUCCCGGGAAGGCGGAGGUACAAGGUGAACCCGUUCCGGGCGACGUGGCGGACGGCGUUCGUGGUGGCGACGACGGUGGUGUCCAUGCUGCUGCCCUUCUUCAACGACGUGGUGGGGUUCCUGGGCGCGCUGGGGUUCUGGCCGCUCACCGUCUACUUCCCCGUGGAGAUGUACGUGGUGCAGAAGAAGGUGCCGCGGUGGAGCACGCGGUGGGUGUGCCUGCAGAUGCUCAGCCUCGGCUGCCUCGUCAUCUCCGUCGCCGCCGCCGCCGGGUCCAUCGCCGGCAUCGCGUCGGAUCUCAAGGUCUACCGCCCUUUCAAGUCCUACUGAUCAGAUUCAUGGGAGAUGCUGAGAUGCAUGUGGUAGACGUAUAGUAUAGCGGUACUGUCCCAUCAAAUUCUCACACUACAAAACUCGCUCGUACGGGAUCAAAACAGGAAAAGGGGAAUCGUUGAACAGCAGUGACACGCUCGAGAAAGUUUCAAGUGUGUCCCGCUGUUCUUAUGCUGUAAGCUUAUGAUACAUUCUUAGCAAUCUUUAUUGAAGGGAU
Panicum hallii is the source of this 1818-nucleotide messenger RNA. RefSeq names its product amino acid permease 3-like. Bases 123 to 1598 code for a protein of 491 amino acids. The transcript has 6 exons. NCBI's taxonomy places the organism in Eukaryota, Viridiplantae, Streptophyta, Magnoliopsida, Poales, Poaceae. Gene Ontology annotation, cellular component: plasma membrane. The record is from RefSeq and is a predicted model, not a curated record.